AUGAAGCUUGCAAUCUUUAGCGCCAAGGGCUACGACAAGAAGUACUUCAAUCAGGUCCAGGCCGCGCAUGACAAUCUUUCCAGCAUCGAACUAUCCUUCAUCGAAUUCCCUCUAUCACCAGAUACAGUUCAGCUUGCCAAAGAUGCUGAAGCAGUCUGUGCCUUCGUCAAUGACAACCUAUCCCGCCCUGUCUUGGAGGCUUUAUCGGAUCUCGGAGUGAAGGCAAUCCUCCUGCGCUGCGCAGGCUUCAACAAUGUCGACAUGGACUGCGCCAGUCAGCUCGGCUUGUCGGUCGCAAACGUACCAUCAUACUCUCCCGAGGCAGUAGGCGAGUUCGCUGUUGCGCUUCUCCAGACAGUGAACCGCAAGACCCACCGGGCAUACAACCGCGUUCGCGAGGGCAACUUCAACCUCGAUGGUCUGUUGGGCCGCACACUGCACGGCAAGACAGUUGGAGUCGUGGGCACCGGUCGCAUCGGCAUCGCCUUUGCGCGCAUCAUGGUCGGUUUCGGCUGCAAGCUGCUUGCGUAUGAUGUUUACCAGAAUGAGGAAAUCGGGAAGCUCGGUGGCUCGUAUGAGUCGCUCGAUGAAGUCCUCUCCAAAUCGGACUUUGUGUCCCUGCACUGCCCGCUUAUGGACGCAACACGACACCUGAUCAACAGCACGACACUCGCCAAGAUGAAACCAGACGCGAUUCUGAUCAACACGUCGCGAGGAGGCCUGAUCGAUACCAAAGCGGUUAUUAAGGCCCUCAAGUCCAGGGAGCUGGGCGGUCUUGCGCUGGACGUGUACGAGGGCGAGGGCGCUCUCUUUUACAACGACCAUUCGGCCGACAUCAUUCAGGACGACCAGCUGAUGCGACUCAUGACGUUCCCCAAUGUGGUUGUGUGUGGCCACCAGGCCUUCUUUACCGAGGAGGCACUGACCGAGAUUGCCGAAUGCACGUUUAGGAACCUCGUUGACUUGGCCAAUGGCCGAGAGUGCAAGAACUCGCUCGUGGCGGCUAAGAAGCCGUUUUCGAGGAGGGAGAGCAUCCCUCACCGAAUCUGA
Molecule: messenger RNA, 1050 nt
Organism: Pyricularia grisea
Lineage: Eukaryota; Fungi; Ascomycota; Sordariomycetes; Magnaporthales; Pyriculariaceae
Exons: 1
Coding region: 1-1050 (349 amino acids)
Molecular function (GO): NAD binding; D-lactate dehydrogenase (NAD+) activity
Source: RefSeq, a predicted model, not a curated record